CCAAAUUAUCUGGGCAGCAGAUAGCCGCAAAGGCCGCCAAAUAGAUAGCCGUCACACUAGUUAAGGAAGUUGGCCGCUCCCCCGAUCACUCGCGGAUCGUGAGUUUUUGUGUGCGUCGGAGCUCAGAUAUUUUUGGUCGACAUCCUCUGCCUCUCCGAGUCUCCAUGGAGGACCAGAGCCCCAAGCCCAUCCGCUGCAAAGCGGCGGUGUGUAGAGCCGCCGGCAAGCCGCUCACCAUCGAGGAGAUCGUCGUGGAUCCACCCAAGGCGUACGAAAUCCGCAUCAAGAUCACCUGCACCUCACUCUGCCACACUGACAUCACCUUCUGGCGUGCCAAGAUAGCAACAGUAUUUCCAAGGAUCUUAGACCACGAGGCCUACGGGGUGGUAGAGAGCGUGGGGGAGCACGUGGAGGGCUUCGCCAAGGGCGACGCGGUGGUGCCGACGUUCCUGGGCCAGUGCGACCAGUGCUCGACCUGCGCGUCAGAGCAGAACAACUUGUGCACCGCCGUCCCGUUCGUCAUCGGCCCCGGGAUGCGGCGCGACGGCACCACCCGGUUCAGGGACGCCCAGGGCGUCCCGCUGCACGACCUCCUCGCCGUGUCCAGCUUCAGCGAGUACACCGUCGUGGACAUGAACCAGGUCGUCAGGCUCGACCCCGCCGUGCCGCCCAAACUCGCCUGCCUCCUCAGCUGCGGCGCCGGCACCGGGGUAGGAGCUGCAUGGAGGAUGGCCAAGGUGGAACCUGGUUCGUCGGUGGCUAUCUUUGGACUGGGAUCGGUCGGAUUGGCGGUAGCACAAGGUGCAAAAAUGUGCGGAGCAUCGAAGAUAAUUGGUGUUGACUUGAACUCUGACAAAGAGGAAGUUGGGAAAUCGUUCGGUGUGACAGAUUUCAUCAAUCCAUCGCAACUGGAUAAGAGUUCCGUCAUCGAGGUGAUCGGUGAGAUGACGGGCGGCGGCGUCGACUACAGCUUCGAGUGCAUCGGCGUGUCGUCGGUGAUGACCGAUGCAUUCAGAAGCACCAAGACGGAUGCAGGGAAAUGGCAAGACGAUCGUCCUGGGACUGGAGAAGUACUGCGAGCCGGUUUGCCUGCCGUCCUUGGAGCUCCUGUUCGGCAGGUGCGUCAUGGGGUCGCUCUUCGGGGGGAUCAAGCCCAAGACCGACAUCCCAAUCCUCGCCGAGAAAUGCAUGAACAAGGAGCUGGAGUUGGACGCGUUGAUCACGCACGAAGUAGGCCUGCAGGACAUAAACAGGGCAUUCGACCUGCUCCUGCAGGGGAAGAGCCUGAGGUGUCUCAUAUGGAUGGACAAGUGAGUGAUGAAGAAAAGGAAACGGCGGCGUAUCGAGUAUGCGGUCUCUCCGAGAAACUGAUGAAUAAAUAAUAAUCUUGCCGUGUUUCAGUUCGCAUGUGUUUCUGAAGACGGGUGUUAUCGGUGGUCGUCGUGAGUCGUUGCUGGAAACCGAUGUUACCAGUGUGGUUUCGUUGUCUGGAUUGAUGAUGUACUCAUAUUAUGUAUCUGCGUCCAACGGAAUGGGAUCGCUGUUCUUUGCCA
This is a messenger RNA of Phragmites australis (common reed), 1553 nucleotides long. RefSeq names its product alcohol dehydrogenase-like 1. The record is from RefSeq and is a predicted model, not a curated record. Gene Ontology annotation, biological process: formaldehyde catabolic process. Gene Ontology annotation, cellular component: cytosol. The transcript has 10 exons. The coding region runs from base 165 to 1382 and encodes 405 amino acids. Lineage: Eukaryota; Viridiplantae; Streptophyta; Magnoliopsida; Poales; Poaceae. Gene Ontology annotation, molecular function: zinc ion binding; S-(hydroxymethyl)glutathione dehydrogenase [NAD(P)+] activity.